AUGUCAUUCCAAAUUCACAUCAUCGCGGACAUCAAACCCACACAAACCAGCCCAGAUCCACGUCCUACAACAGAAUCCUGGGAGCAAUACAUGGCACGUUUAGGCCUUCCAUCCAACGCGAAACCGCUCGAUUUUCCGGAUGAAGCGGCGAGGUACGAUACUAGUGUGACUGUUGCGGAGGAUUAUGCAGCGCAUUUGAAGGAACGGAAGGAGAUGUUGAGGGAGAGGGCGGCGAGGGCUAGGGAGAGGGCGGUGAAGGAGAGGGAGGAGGAGGAGGAAAGGGAAAGGCUGGAGGCUGAGGCGGAAGAAGCGAGGGUGCGGAGGUAUGAGGAGGAGGAAGAAGAGGAAGAAGAAGAAGAAGGGGAUGCUGAGCAGACGGGUAAAGAGAGUGGUACUAUUGUCGCGGAUAAGGAAUACCUCAUCUCCCACCUCGCCACCCUCACCAACAGCGCCCUCGACGGUCUCGCCGCCACAAUAUUCACCUACUACACCCAUCGCACCGACACAGAAGUACAAGACCUCAACAAAACCAUCUCUUCACUCCAAGCAAAAGCACUAGACCUACGCCACCAACUCCUACAACACCAAAUCCAAAACGGACAAACCAUUUCGGAGCUGAGGGCUGAGAAAAUGGAGUUGAGCCAACAGGUUCAGGUUCUCCAGGCGCAGCUCCAAACACAAGAUUGGACAAGGAUUUCAGAGCUGAGAGAAGAGAUGGAAGGGCUACGAGGGGAGCUGAGGGAACGCGAUGGGAAGAUUAUGGGGCUGGAGGAGAAAUAUGAGCAGCUUGUGAGGGAACGGCGCGGAAAGGUUUGGGGUGUGGUACGCAGCGGGCUGUGUUUGGGGAUGUAG
Messenger RNA from Alternaria ethzedia, 852 nucleotides. RefSeq lists its product as uncharacterized. Bases 1 to 852 code for a protein of 283 amino acids. Lineage: Eukaryota; Fungi; Ascomycota; Dothideomycetes; Pleosporales; Pleosporaceae. The record is from RefSeq and is a predicted model, not a curated record. The transcript is spliced from 2 exons.